Neocloeon triangulifer is the source of this 2635-nucleotide messenger RNA. RefSeq names its product cullin-3-B-like. Gene Ontology annotation, molecular function: ubiquitin protein ligase binding. Gene Ontology annotation, cellular component: Cul3-RING ubiquitin ligase complex. NCBI's taxonomy places the organism in Eukaryota, Metazoa, Arthropoda, Insecta, Ephemeroptera, Baetidae. The transcript has 14 exons. Bases 204 to 2441 code for a protein of 745 amino acids. The record is from RefSeq and is a predicted model, not a curated record. Gene Ontology annotation, biological process: ubiquitin-dependent protein catabolic process; protein ubiquitination.
UUGCGGCUUGCUGCUUGCUUGUCAGCUAGUCACUGUGCCCGCUGUUCGUCUGUUGUGUUGUUAUUUGUUCAUUUUUUACUGCAAUUCUGCUGGGAAUGCAACGCCGCCAACAAUAAUCCACACAUUUUCAAUUAAAAUCUUUUAUUUACGACGGAAUAAACCUUGCUUUUUAUACAGGAAUGGCCCAUGAAUGAAAGGUCAAAAUGAUUGACGACCAAGUUGCUGAUCAAUUGUGGUUGGUCUUGGAGAAGGCUUUCAAGGCAAUCCAGAGCAAAUGCAAAACCGAGAAUCUCAGUUUUGUCGAGCUGUACAAAAAUGCAUAUGAGUUAAUCAUCAACCAAAGGAGCAGCAAUCUAUAUUUCCAGUUGAAACAUGUAGUGGAGGAGCAUUUAUCAACAACUGUCAGAACGAGAAUCAUGAACUCCAUGGAUGGAAAUUUCUUGGCAACUUUGGCUCAGGAGUGGAGUGACCACGAGGUGGCAAUGCGUAUGAUAAGAGACAUUGUCAUGUACCUUGAAUUGGCCUACACUGAUAAUCAUGACAUGGACAAUGUGUUCAAUCUUGGAAUGAUCUGCCUUAGAGAGCAGUUAGUCAAUUUCCCUGCUAUCAAAGAAAUGCUUGUAUCGAACCUUCUGGAACUGAUUGCUAAGGAAAGAGCAGGAGAGGUGAUUGACCGAAUGGCCAUGAAAAACACGCUGAACAUGCUGAUCAUUCUGGGAAUCUCGUCCAAUGAUUACUACACAUUGACCUUUGAAAAUGAUUUCAUCAGGAAGUCGAUUUCAUUUUACCAGAUGGAAGCGUCAAAGUUCAUUAAGAACAACAAGCUGUCCGACUAUCUUGCAAUGACAAAGAAGCGGAUGGAUGAGGAGAAGGAUAGAAACCAGCAUUACCUUCCCAGAUCCACUCACGAGAGAAUUAUCUCAGUGGUCGAGAACGAACUGGUGAAGAGGCGCAUGAAACAGAUUCUUGAGAUUGGCAACGGUGAAGUGCGCAGAGCAAUCGUAGCAGAGCAAAUUUCAGUUCUUAAAAACCUCUACACUAUUUUCAAGAAACAUGAAGGUGGCACUGACCUUAUUCUGGAACAGUUUCUUAAGACACUAACAGAGCAGUGUACUGCUAUCCAACAAGAGGAGCAAGCUGGGAAUGCAGCAGCAGCAGCUGGUCCAUCUCGAGACAAUAGUCCGACAACGGCAGCCAUCAAUAUGGUCCAGAACCUCAUUGAAAUCAGAAUCAAAUUCAACAAGAUUGUGGAUGAAGCCUUUGAAAAGGAUGCAACUUUUGCUGAUAAACUUGACACAGCAUACAAGAACUUUGUCAAAGAAAAAAUUAAUGUUGCAGAGUCACUUUCUCUACACAUAAACAACUUCCUAAAAAAGGGAGACAAGAAUAUAUCUGAUGAAGAACUUGAAGUCAAGAUGGAUGGUUCCAUGUUCAUCGUGAAGUGCUUGCGAGAUAUGGAUGCAUUUGAACAAUAUUACCGCAAACAUUUUUCUCUUCGGAUUUUGGAGGAUAAAUCUAUUGGCGAUGAUAUUGAGAGAGCUAUGGUCGGAAGAUUGAAGGCAUUAUGUGGAUGGCAAACCACACAUCAUCUGGAACAAAUGUUCAAAGACAUUCAAAUGUCGUCAGAUUUCUCCGACGAAUUCAAGAGGAUGCUAAACGAGAAUGAGCAUUUGAGGAAAACAGAGACUGAUCUGCAAAUCAAAGUUGUCCGAGAGGGGGUUUGGCUCACAAGACCACUGGAUUCGACCAUUGUAAUUCAUCCUGAUGCAGUCUCCUCGUACGAGCUUUUCCAGCUGUUCUAUUUGAAAAAAUUUGAACACAAAAAGAUCCGACUUCACCCCUCUUUUGGAAAUGCAGACUUGAAAGCAAGAUUUUUUGAUGCCAAUGGAAAAAUAGUCAGAACUCAGAUUAUUAAUGUUCCUACUUUGAUGAUGUUUGUUCUUCUGCUGUUCAACGAUAAUGAAGUGCUCACAUUGGAAGAAAUCAAAUCUGCUACUAGCAUGCCUGAAAAUCAGGUGCGCAUCAUAUUAAAUCGCUUGACGUUUGGUCCAGUCAACAUCAGGAUCCUGAAAAAGAGCACCCAGCCAAGAGAAAUCACAGCUAGUGACACCUUCACCAUCAACAAUGACUUUAAAUCCAAGCGUCACAAAGUCCGAAUCCAAGCGGAUGACGCAGAAAAGGAGACGCCGGCUGAACGUCAAGAAACAGACGACAUCCUCCUCAAACAACGCAAAGUUGAAAUUUCUGCAGCCAUUGUGCGUGUGAUGAAAACGCGCCGAACAUUGGGACACAACCAACUAUUGACUGAAGUGUAUGACCAGGUCAAGCACAGAUUCACUCCUGAACCUUCCAAGAUCAAAACUGUCAUUGGAGAACUUAUCGAAAAAGAAUACAUUGCCAGAGCACCAGACGCAAUUGAUACAUACACAUACAUUGCUUAAAGUGAACAACAUCAGUCGAAAGGAAACGCCUAUCUUCAUCAGCCUACAUUUAUAUUAUAAAUCAUCGACUCAUAUCAUGUCUUUUCCAAUGGUGUAAAAUAUCAGUCAAUUAAAAGGUUUCACCUAGCAUUAAACAUAUGUACAACAUAUUGGUAAUAUUGCAAAUAAAAUAAAAUUGUUUGAUAUCUGUGUAA